GUGUGACUGCGCCACGUGUGCUGAGUGGGGACAGCCGUUGCGUGUGCUGGCUGCAGGCUCCCGCCCUGGGGGAGAGCGAGCUCGGGUGAUGUCCUCUUUCCGGGGCUUUUUCUACGGCUACUUCUGUUUUGUCAGCCGGGCAGUAGCCCGCUGUUCCCCGCUGCUCUGCCAGCGGGCGGUGGGGGCUUCCUUUGCCCUGCCGGGGCUGCCGCUGCUCGGUGGCGCUCGCCGGCGUCUCCUCGCCUCCCGCGGCCUGAGCCCCGCUGCCCGCUGUGCGGUGGUGGGGCCUGGGCCGUGCGUGCCGCGGCGACGGGGCUGCGGUAGGCUCGAGGCGGCGGGCGGCGGAUUCUGGCCGGCGCGGGUAGCGGUGGUGGUGAAGACGACGCGGUACGAGUUCGAGCAGCAGCGGUACCGCUACGCUGGGCUCUCCGAGGAGGACCUUAAGCAGCUGCUUGCCUUGAAGGGAUCUAACUAUGCUGGUCUACUGGAGCGGCAUCGCAUUCAUACAAAAAACAUGGAACAUGUCAUAGACAGUUUACGGAAUGAGAGGAUAGAAGUUCGUCUUGUUGAACGUCGAGAAUAUAAUGAAGAGACAGUUCGGUGGGCAGAUGCUGUUAUAUCAGCAGGAGGUGAUGGUACAAUGUUGCUGGCAGCCAGUAAGGUCUUUGAUAAAUUUAAACCAGUUAUUGGAGUAAAUACUGAUCCUGAGAGAUCGGAGGGUCACUUAUGCUUGCCUGCGAGAUACACGCAAUCAUUUCCUGAAGCACUACAGAAGCUUUAUCGUGGUGAUUUCAGGUGGCAGUGGCAGCAAAGAAUCCGACUGUAUCUUGAAGGAACUGGUAUUAACCCUACCCCUGUAGACUUACAUGAACAGCAGCUAAGCCAAGAGCAACACAGCAGGGCUCACAUAAAUGAAAGAUUCCAGGAUCAAAGAUCUGACAUUUCUGGUCCACAUCUUCUACCAGUGAGAGCACUCAAUGAAGUCUUCAUUGGGGAAUCUCUUUCAUCCAGGGCCUCCUAUUAUGAGAUAUCAGUUGAUGAUGGUCCUUGGGAAAAACAGAAGAGUUCAGGGCUUAAUGUGUGUACUGGAACAGGAUCAAAAGCAUGGUCCUAUAAUAUUAACAAGGUAGCAAAUCAAGCUGUUGAAGAGAUCCUUAAGAUUGCUAAAAAGCAUGGAAGCUUGAAUAUGCCGUUGAACACGGAACUAGUACAAAAAGUAACAAAUGAUUUCAAUGACUCCCUGCUCUACAGUCCAGAAGAACCAAAGAUGUUUUUCAGUAUUCGAGAACCUAUUGUAAACAGAGUUCUCUCAAGUAGUCGGCAGCGUGGCUUCUCUUCAAAAGUCUGUGUGCGUUCCCGUUGUUGGGAUGCAUGUAUGGUUGUAGAUGGAGGAACAUCUUUCGAGUUCAAUGAUGGGGCAAUAGCUUCAAUAAUGAUUGAUACAGAGGAUGCACUGUGCACUGUUCUGCUGGAAGAAUGAAGGACCCUAGUGUCUUCUGCUGAAACAAUUCUGGAUCCAGAGAGGGAACUCCUGGAGAUAGCACAUCACAAUGCUGCAUUAAGUUGGAAGUUGGCUUUUUUGGAUGCAAGAGCAUUUGGAGGAAGCUUGAGAUGCUUUUCAUUCUUUCUGUUGGGGAAAUCUUAGCCUGAUAUUUAAGCUCUUUUUGCAUCUGGUGUAAAGGAAAUAUAUUUGAAGUCUUACCUCAACAUUUUUAACCCGUAAGGCAAACAUAAAAGAACAUCUUUUCAAACACAGGUAGAUGGGUUCAAGUAUUAAGUCAGUAGCAUUAAAUAUUCAAAUGCACAGUUUUUUAGUAAGUCUGGGACUGAUGAAACUAAACACCUUAAUACAUUUCAUACAUAUACUUUUAUAGAAAAGUUGACUGUCAAUCUAGCGAUUUGAUGCAAGGAUAUAUAGAUUUUGGUAAGUCCUGCUGUUGACAUAAUCAAAAUGGAAAUACAAACCUUUUGUAUGCUUUUCAAAAAAUUUUAUAACUCUCUAGUUUCAUACAACUUGUGACAUGCUUUUUUUUUUUUUCCUCUUCCAGUAUUUUUUUUCUACUUUGUAGUUUUACAUCAAAAGUAAAGUCUGGCUUAAUUUCUAGAAGCUCUUUUCACAUCUUGAAUGAGGUAGCUCUUACCUUUUCUCUUUGGAUAGAGAGGGACUUGAAACCCAAGGAUUUUCUUGAGCCCUUUAAUAGGAAUAUACAAACUAUAGAAAAUAUGUUGAAGUAAGAUAUACUCCUUCACUGAAUGGAUUAGCUGGCUAGCAGGUGUUCAGUCACAGUAGUGUAUGCAGGUGGCUAUCCUUAAGAAAGAUAUUUGGCCUUAAGAAGUUGAAUGAUUUGGAAUUUUAGGUUCUGAGUUUCUUUAUAACUGAAGAAGAAUGGGAUGUGCUGGAUGCUAGUUAGUAGUUGGAGCUCAAGUUAAUACCUAUAUGUCUCCCAGUUUUCCAAGUAUGAGUUUAACUUCUCCAGAAAGUUUAAUUUUACAAUCCUGUGCUGAAUUCUACUGAUAUUUAAUUAGCAAAAAAUUAAUUUUAAUUUUAUAUGCCUCUGUUGCAAGUUGAUAAUGGAAAAAAAGCUCUGAUUAUAGAAGAGGAAGUGACUUUUUAGAUAACGUUUUAGACAAACUGUGAACUUUGCCUUUGAAAGUUUGUGCUGAUUAAUGCAUAGAUGAGAGGGCAGAUUUUGACAAAAUGAAGACUACUACAGCAGGAACUCUUCUGCAACAUGACUUGAAACAAAUUAUUUUUGUCCUGUCUACUACAGAUCUAUUUCCAAAAGUGAGUUUUCCUCAAACUACUUUUGAGUGAAGAGAUUCCUGUAACAAAGGUUCUCAGGUCUAAUGGGAAUGUUCUCCAAUGUGGCCGAUCUGUAUUUAUUGCCAAUCACAAAAUGUAAACUGACCUUUAUAGGUGGAAGAAGUGUAUAAAGGGCUAUGGGUUUUUUUGCUUCUACUAUAUUACUAUUUACUACUUUAGUUUUUGUAUUCACUCUGAAACAGAAUUUGGAGGAAAUGGAUUUGACCAGACCAUUCAAUUUUAGAAAAAUGUGACACUGAUGGAGCUUUUUGAAUAAGCUAUCACUGUUUGUAUACAUUUUACCUUUUAAGUGUGCUGCAGAUUGAGUUAUUUACCGUAUCUGCUUGAGUCAUCUGGAUUGCAGACCAGAAGGGGAAAAUCAAAGUAGCCAAAUAUUCUUUCAAAACUUGGUAAGUUCAGGAACUAUCAGAAUAAAGCUCUUAAUGUCUAAAAUAAUCUGCAAAACUGGCCUAAAGGUGAAGAUGCAAAAGACUAAUCUUUCUUUAGAAAGUUGGCUGCACAGAGAUUAGGGUGUUUUAGUUAAUCCAUCUAUAACCAGUUAAGGAUAGUUUAUGUGCCUCUGUCUAAUACACUAGUCAAUAUGCUGUUAAGAUUAAAAAAACCCAACCAAACAAAAAAACCCCACCCCCCAUCCCCCCAAUGCCAGUAACACUAAUUUAUGACUUUCUAGGACUUUACUACUGUGUUAGAUCAGAGGUUUAGGUAUUGAAAAUGUCCUUGAAUACCUGCAUAGACAAAUUUAUGGCAGAAACUCUGUCCCCUACUUAUUUAGAUGCAUUUGUGUGCUGUAAUGUUUUAAUGGAGACUGAUUAGUCUGAUCAGGGUACAUACCUCUUAAAAAUGUCUCUCAUUCCUUAUUCUGAAUGCUGAGACUAAAAGGCAAUGUUUUCAAGCCCUAGAGACCCAAAGUAUGAUCUGGUUUUUAGGGCUUAGUAAAGAGAUUUCACAGUUCAAUUCCUAACUGUUACUUAGGAAAAUGGAAACCUGACCUACUCAUGAGUGGCCUCUACUGGUUUUGUGUCUGUAUUUAACUGUACUUCUGUUGAAGCAUUUACUGGUGAAUGCUUGAUUUAAAUAACUAGGAUGAUUCAGAGAUCUAUAAUAGAUAAACAGUAAGCAGCUACCUUUUUUUUUAAUUAAAGACUUGUAGAAUCCUUUUUAAGGAUCCUUUAUUACAAAGGAUUGCAAUACAGACAACUUACCUGGUAGACAGUGUUCUGUGAAAGGACCGAGUAUUGGUUUAACACUGAUUUAAUCUGCCUGGACUGGCACUGAACUCUGUACCUCUUCUACCUGCUGAAUCAAAUCCAUGGUCUCUUCAUUUAGUGCCAGUCCACAAUUCUGUGUUCUGCUAAACUAGACCCGUCAUUCUUUGCUGCUUUUUAAAAAAAAGUGGUGUUUAUACAUUAUGU
Molecule: messenger RNA, 4236 nt
Organism: Aquila chrysaetos chrysaetos
Lineage: Eukaryota; Metazoa; Chordata; Aves; Accipitriformes; Accipitridae
Product: NAD kinase 2, mitochondrial-like
Exons: 12
Coding region: 89-1480 (463 amino acids)
Biological process (GO): NADP+ biosynthetic process; NAD+ metabolic process
Cellular component (GO): mitochondrion
Molecular function (GO): NAD+ kinase activity
Source: RefSeq, a predicted model, not a curated record